Molecule: messenger RNA, 888 nt
Organism: Hibiscus syriacus
Lineage: Eukaryota; Viridiplantae; Streptophyta; Magnoliopsida; Malvales; Malvaceae
Product: two-component response regulator ARR2-like
Exons: 6
Coding region: 1-888 (295 amino acids)
Biological process (GO): regulation of DNA-templated transcription; phosphorelay signal transduction system
Cellular component (GO): nucleus
Molecular function (GO): DNA binding; DNA-binding transcription factor activity
Source: RefSeq, a predicted model, not a curated record
AUGAGCGUAGUUGAUGAUAAUGGUGUUGCUGAUUUCCCAGCAGAUUUGGAAAUUCUCAUAGUUGAUGAAGAUAAAACAUCUCUCCUAGUGUUGGAAACAAUGCUUCGAAAGUUGUUAUACCGAGUUACCAAGUGUCGGAAUGCGAGUGAGGCGCUUGCUUUGCUUCGGCGAAGCAAGUUCAGAUUUGAUAUUGUCAUUUGUGAUUCACAUUUAUCUGACAUUGAUGGACUCGAGCUUGUUGAGAUCAUUGUAUCAGAGAUGGACUUGCCUGUCCAUGUGGUUCGCAAUAAGAAACGUAUCUUUCAAGAAUUCCAGCACCCUGGCAUUGAAAACAUUAACAUUAAUGUUACCGACAGGUUAAGCUUAUUACAACCGUCCAAGGAUGCAGCUGCUGCUAAUCGAACCGUUCCAAAAACGGGUAAAAGAAACCUGCAAUGCGCAAAACGGAGGAGCGGUGAUUCAUCUAAUGACGGUGAAUCCUCUGACGAUGCGAUGACCGGGAUGAAUGGAAAGAAGCCUAGGGUGGUUUGGACACAAGAGCUCCAUGCGCUGUUUGUUUCUGCUGUAAAUCAACUUGGAUCUGGCCAUGACAUUCCAAAGAAAAUUUUGGAGCGUAUGCAAGCUAUGAAUAUUACUUAUCUUACAAGAUCAAACAUUGCCAGCCACCUUCAGAAAUACCGCAUGCAUCUGAAGAGAGAAAAUGCACGAUCUGCUAGUAACAGAGAUCUCAAUGCCUAUCAACAGAUCCAACCCACACCCUCUGCUACAUAUCAACUUCCACAGCAAAAUCUUGCGAAUGCAAAUGUUUUAAGUUCAGUUCCGAGUCAUGUCAACGGAGGGGCCGAUAUGUUCUUCCUCUCUCAGCUGAACUUAAAAUCCUCACAGUAA